Messenger RNA from Bipolaris oryzae ATCC 44560, 1251 nucleotides. RefSeq lists its product as uncharacterized. Gene Ontology annotation, biological process: polyketide metabolic process. The coding region runs from base 1 to 1251 and encodes 416 amino acids. Lineage: Eukaryota; Fungi; Ascomycota; Dothideomycetes; Pleosporales; Pleosporaceae. The transcript is spliced from 3 exons. The record is from RefSeq and is a predicted model, not a curated record.
AUGGCGCAACAAUUCCUUGCCGACCGCAAUGGCUGGCUGUCCUUUAGGAGCAGCACGCCGCUGCUCUACAUUACCGCUGAAGAUGCCGAGUUUGAUGUCCAGACUAUGAAGGCAUGGCGCGACGAGGGCUUCGUCGUUGAAUACAUUCCCAUGGGCAAUGGCGGGAAGCAGUAUGUGCAGACACUCCAUAAGCUGGGCGAGAACAUGAGUAUCGGAGAGCGUUACGCUAUCGUAGCUUUUGGAGACGCAGCUGCUGUGUGCUUAGACAUCUUUUCGGAGCCCAGGGCCGCAACCUCGAAACUCUGUUCCCUCAUCGCUUACUACCCGACUUCGAUUCCCGACACACGACAUCGCUUCACCUCCUCUUUCCGCGUCCUUGUACACCUCGCAGAGGGCGCAUCCGGAAAUGAGUGCACUGUGGGCGUGGUGCGCCGCCCAGAAGUCCUCGGCAUCCAGGGCAAGCGGAAAACGGUGCAGAAGCGCGUCACACCUGGCAUUGGCGUUGGAGGUUUGCAGGACAAAAUUUUAUAUCCUUGCUUCACGUACGAAGGCGUGGACGCUGGAUUUGCCGAACAUGAUCUGCCCGAAUAUGACGCCGUCGCUGAUGCGCUGGCAUGGAGCCGAAGUUUGAGCACAGUAAGAAAAGGCUUCAGUGCUGAAGUUGACUUGGAACGAGUAUUGGAACAGAACGAAGAGCAAAAAUUCCAUGGCAAGGCAGUCGACAAACUCUUAGAAACAUAUACUCGGAGCCCUAGGCCCUCCAUAAACUUUACCCCAACGAUGACAGGCGGUAUCGGCGUGUCCGACCUCAAACGCUUCUACCGGGAUUACUUCCUGAGAAGCUGUCCGCCAUCCCUCCACAUGCGUCUCAUCUCGCGUACUAUAGGCGCCGACCGUAUUGUCGACGAAAUCUACUUCAACUUCAAGCACACCUGCCAGAUGCCAUGGAUCCUACCGGGCGUCCCUCCCACAAACGAAAAAGUCGAAAUUGUCGUUAUUAGCAUUGUUGGCUUCCGUGCCGGCAAGAUCUGGAGCGAGAGGCUGUAUUGGGAUCAGGCUAGUGUGCUUUUCCAAGUUGGAUUGCUAGAUCCAGAGGAGGUCCCGAAGGAGUUCAAGGGCAAGGCCAAGAGCGGGGAUGAUGAAGAUGGCGAUGGAGGCCUUGAGAUGCUGCCUGUUAGUGGAAGCGAGGCCGCGAGGAAGGUUAUGGAUAUUGAAAGUGAGGAGUUCAAUGAUAUGAUUGAUGAUUGGUAG